AUGCCGGGCGUGGGCUGCGGGUGCUUCCUGGGGGCAAGGGACCUGCACUUGGCCUGCUGCGACACAUGGCUUUGGAUGCAGCUGAAGCAGAAGUCUCGGGGAUCUCGAUCUGGAAAGUCUCGAGGGGAUGACGGCCGCCUCAAGGGCUUACCGAAGGACCAUUUCGAGCACGAGAAAGUUGAGGCGGAGGGCACACCGUUCCCCAAGAAGGAAACAGUGCCGCCCAGCCAGGCUCUGCUGCUGGAGGCCUUCCCCGACGCGCCGCCCGCAGAGCUGCGCCGCUUCGCGCGGGGCUGGCCGGAGGGCCCCGCCGCAUUGAAGGCGUACGGGGAUCACCUCAGCUGGUGGGCGGAGGGGCAGCCCUUUGAAGAGGCCCACAGCAGCGUGCCCGGGAACUGGCUCACCAGGGGUGGCCUUGCCAGUGAUGGCUCCAAGGUGCUUUUGAUGCAGGUGGCAUGCACUGACACCAACCUGGCGCCAGAGGUGUACUUCAAGGCGCUGUGCUAUACUCUCGAGGAGCUGGUGCCGCGGGAGGAUGGCGAGAGCCAAAUCACCUUGCUGCUGGACACCCGAGGCGGCGCGGGCUGGCUGAACCCGAAGGCGACGGAGCUGCUGCCGCUGCUGCGGAUCUGCGCCCGCCAGUUCCCGCCGAACUAUCCGGGCGUUUUGCGGCGCAUCAUUGUCUACCCCGUGCCUGUGGCUUGCAGCCUUUUUGCCCGCAUGGCCCUGGCCUUCGUCGAUGCCUGGACACGAGACCACAUCGUCCUGAUCAGCGAGCGGGUGAGUGGGGGUUGGGCCAACGUGCUGCGGGACUACGUGAGCAGGAACAACAUUCCAGAGCAUGCGCUGUCUCGCCAUAGCAGCCUCUGA
This is a messenger RNA of Effrenium voratum, 870 nucleotides long. Lineage: Eukaryota; Dinophyceae; Suessiales; Symbiodiniaceae. The record is from the annotation of a GenBank genome assembly.